Messenger RNA from Coregonus sp. 'balchen', 6750 nucleotides. NCBI's taxonomy places the organism in Eukaryota, Metazoa, Chordata, Actinopteri, Salmoniformes, Salmonidae. The record is from the annotation of a GenBank genome assembly.
CGUUGUUUUUUUUUUAUAAUGAAGCGUAAUGUUAACUUUGUUGUGUUGGAUAGGCUAUUAUUGUGAUGACCUGGUCUUGAGUUGUCUACCAAGCUAGUCUUUCCAGCAGAAUUCAAAGGAAGAGGAAAGUGCCGACUUAACCUGACCGAGGUACUCAAGUCAACAAGAUGAAUAACAAACCUGGGAAAACGCAAAGCAACACAACCAAGAGGACUACACAGUCCAACACUAAUGGGGUUACUUUCAACUCCAUCCGGAUAAAAAAAGAACCAGGAGACUUUGAACGGAAGGAAACUGGUGACCGUUCCAAACGUCCCUUGCUGGAGAAGCAAAAGCACGUCAAGCAACAUCAAACUACGUCCGACCAACCAACUCGGUGUAGCAAGAUAUCGAGGAGUCCUGUGGUGAUACUAACAAAAUUGUCCAAUGUAAGACGAGUUAGUAGUCUCUCAACAUGUGACGUUUAGGGAUGGAUCGACAUUUACAGAAUGGUUACUGGAGGAAAAUCUAGUUAUGGGGAGGGUCAUGUAAUUGAUGAAAUUUCAAUUUUUCACAGUGUUUUAGAAUAUAAAACUAACAAUAAUAGGACUUUGUGUUGGAGCGUAUUUCUUACUAUUUAAGAAAUAAGAGGUAGGCCUACCUGUUCGACAGACGAAAUUAGGCUAUAGGCUGCUAUAUCCAUAGAUGUGUCGGUCAAUCCUCCACCCACCAUGCACUCUUCAAAUAGCCUACCUCCAAGACUUGAAUUGAGAGGGUAUGCCAAAGGCCUACCUUUUAUUAAAGAAAAUGGCAAAAAAAAACACAGGCCUACCUACCCAUUGUUAGCUUAAUAUUUGAAAGAAAAUAAAACUGAUGCGAUUAUGUAAAGUGAUCUAUAACAGCGCUUUGGUCCACAAUGCUUUAUGUUAGAAACAAGCUGUAAAAUACCCGGGAAAGACAUGACUUCAAUGGAUAUGAGAAUAUCACAGUUUAGUUUAUUUGACUUUUUUUUUUUUUUUUUUUUUUUUUUUUACCUUUAUUUAACUAGGCAAGUCAGUUAAGAACAAAUUCUUAUUUACAAUGACGGCCUACACCGGCCAAACCCGGACGACGCUGGGCCAAUUGUGCGCCGCCCUAUGGGACACCCAAUCACGGCCGGUUGUGAUGCAGCCUGGAAUCAAUCAGAGGCUGAAUUACAACCUUCUAUAGCCCAAGAGACAACAAAUAGACACUUUCUGUACAAUAGAAAAUGUUUAAACCCAGACAGCUUUUAGGGGAAACACUUGUGACCUUCUCUUGUUGGGUUAAGCCACGGAAGAAGAGAAGCCAGCAGUUAAAGCAUAAUUUUUUUCUGCGUCUGUAGGCCUACUCUGUCUGGGGUGGGGCUAACUUUUGAAAGUACCAUGCUCAAAUUCCUGAUGACGUCUCAGAUUUAAUUAUUUACAAACAGGGAUAGUUUCGUUGCAAACAAGACACACUGAUUUGGCAUUAGAUAAAUAUUAUAAUAUGAACACAUAGGCCUAUCUGUCCAUUCUUACCCUGGUAUUAAAAAAGAUUCCGCUAAUAUUUAAAAUGACGUAGAAUUGUGUUUAUAAUGUUUAUAAAAGGCAAUUUUUUUCUCUGACCUGCAAACACGAGGAUAGAUUCAUGCAAUGCUUUUACUUUAAUGGAGAUCUUUUCAUGCUUACUCUUGUCCAUGUUGGUCUGCAAACCUUCAACCUUCUGGCGCGCAGCCCUGUGCGCUAUCAGAAUUCCUGCAUUGCCAUGUAAUGCUUACAGAACGAAGAACGGUUUCUAAAACUACAUAUCUAAGGCUGUGGUCUGUCCAGGAAGUGAGGGUAAACGGUAGACAUGUUCUCUGCUAUCCACUUUGUUUUCAUUAUUGUUUGGGGUAUAGGGGAGGGUCACUUUUUUUUCAGGGAAGGUCAAAUAUAUUUUGCUGAAGGGAGGCCAUCCAUUUUCAUUUCAGAGAGGUCCGAUUUUCUCCAUGUAACCUUUAUUAUAAUUAACGUUCAGUGCCUUAGUAACUAGAUGAGCAUUUACACUGAACAAAAAUAUAAACAAAAGAUCCCAGAAAUGUUCCAUACGCACAAAAAGCUUAUUUCUCUCAAAUGUUGUGCACAAAUUUGUUUACAUCCCGGUUAGUGAGCAUUUCUCCUUUGCCAAGACAAUCCAUCAACCUGACAAGUGUGGCAUAUCAAGAAGCUGAUUAAACAGCAUGAUCAUUACACAGGUGCACAUUAUGCUGGGGACAAUAAAAGGCCACUCUAAAAUGUACAGUUUUGUCACACAACGCAAUGCCACAAUUGGCAUGCUGACUACAGGAAUGUCCACCAGAGCAGUUGCCAGAGAACUGAAUGUUAAUUUCUCUACCAUAAGCCGCCUCCAACGUCGUUUUAGAGAAUUUGGCACGUGGUAACCACGCCAGCCCAGGACCUACACAUACGGCUUCUUUACCUGCGGGAUCGUCUUGGACAAGCCACCCUGACAGCUGAUGAAACUGUGGGUUUGCACAACCAAAUCAUUUCUGCACAAACUGUCUCAGAGAAGCUCAUCUGCGUGCUCGUCGUCCUCACCAGGGUCUUGACCUGACUGCAGUUCGGCGUCAUAACAGACUUCAGUGGGCAAAUGCUAACCUUCGAUGGCCACUGGCACGCUGAAUAAGUGCUCUUCACAGAUUAAUCCCGGUUUGAACUGUAACGGGCAGAUGGCAGACAGUGUGUAUAGUGUCGUGUGGGCGAGCGGGUUUUCUGAUGUCAACGUUGUGAACAGAGUGCUCCAUGGUGGGGGUGGGGUUAUGGUAUGGGCAGGCAUAAGCUACGGACAACAAACACAAUUGCAUUUUAUCGAUGGCAAUUUGAAUGCACAGAGAUACCGUGACGAGAUCCUGAAGCCCAUUGUUGUGCCAUUCAUCCGCCGCCAUCACCUCAUGUUUCAGCAUGAUAAUGCACAGCCCCAUGUCGCAAGGAUCUGUACACAAUUCCUGGAAGCUGAAAAUGUUCCAGUUCUUCCAUGGCCUGUAUACUCACCAGACAUGUCACCCAUUGAGCAUGUUUGGGAUGCACUGGAUCGACGUGUACGACAGCAUGUUCCAGUUCCCGGCAAAAUAUCCAGCAACUUCGCACAGCCAUUGAAGAGGGGUGGGACAAUAUUACACAGGCCAAAAUCAACAGCCUGAUCAACUCUAUGCGAAGGAGAUGUGUCACGCUGCAUGAGGCAAAUGGUGGUCACACCAGAUACUGACUGGUUUUCUGAUUCCAGUCAUGUGAUAUCCAUAGAUUAGGGCCUAAUAUAUUUAUUUUAAUUGACUGAUUUCCUUACAUUAACUGUAACUCAGUAAAAUCUUUGAUUGUUGUAUGUUGCGUUUUAUAUUUUAGUUCAGUGUAGAUUGUUGGUUUAUGCUUACUGUGGUUUCUUCAUCUUUCUAAUUUAUAAGGUGGUGGUUAAGACUCUUCUGAGAGAAACUAAAGUGCGUUUGGUGAAGGAGGAGACGGAUGCCAGGAUGGAUAAAGACAACAAUGACGGUAGGACAUGUACAUACUCCAGUCUACACCCAACACUGCAAUGAAAAUGGGUGAUGAAUUACUGAAUAUUUUAAUUUGAUAUCAGCAGGGAUUAUUUCCUUAUUCUUGAAUUAAGAAAAUGACAUUCCUCAUUUUUGUUUGUUCCCCCUCUUAGGGAGAGAACAUUAUUUACAAUAAGGGUUACAUGAAGAACAUUUACAUAAACCCUCCCUGAACGCUUAAAAAAAAAAGUGACCCUCCCUUAUACCCAAAAUAAGAAUUAAAACAUAAAGCAGAUAGCAGAGAACAUGUCUAGUGUUUACCCUCACUUCUUGGACAGACCAGAGCCUUAGAAACUGUUAUUUGUCCUGAAAGCAUUACAUGGCAACGCAGAAUAUUUUAUAGCGCACAGGGCUCGGGUCAAAAGUUUGUGGAUUCGCAGACCACUGUGGACAAGAGUACAGGUGGAAAUAUGUCCUUUAUAGUAAAAGCAUUGCAUGAAUCUAUAUUCGUGUUUGCAGGUCAGAGAAAACAAAUCCCUUUUAUAAACAUUUCAUGCAAUUCUACGUAAUUGUACAUAUUAUCAGAAUCUUUUUUAAUACCACACAAAUGACUGAAAUUACAGGCUAAUAAGAAUGGACAGAGAGAUAGGCCUAUGCGUUCAUCUUAUCAUAAAUAUCUAUUGCCAAAUCAGUGUGUCUUGUUUGCAAUGAAACUGUCCCUGUUUGCAAAAUAAUUACAUCUGAGAUGUCCUUAGGAAUUUGAGCAUGGUACUUUCAAAAGUUAGGCCUACCUUACCACCCCAGACAGAGUAGGCCUACCUACGCAGAGAAAUGUAAGCUUUAACUGCUGACUACUCUUCUUCUGUGGCUUAACCCAAAUAAAGAAGGUCUCAAGUGUUUCCCCAAAAGCUGUCUGGGUUUAAACAACUUCUAUUGUACAGAAAGUGAAUAGCUUAUUCAAUUAAUAGUGACAGAAUUAGAUUACUUCCCAAGCAAAGUAAAUGUUUUGUCUCCUCUGCUAUAGAAGGUUGUAGCUCAGCCACUGAAUGUCAAAGAAACGAAUCAAUAUAUAUAUCCCCAUAUCCAUUGAAGUGAUGUCUUUCCCAGGUAUUGUACAGCUUGUUUCUAGGAUAAAGCAUCACGGACCAUAGCUCUGUUAUAGAUCACUUGACAUAAUCAGAUCUGGUUUAUUUUCUUCUAAAUAUUAAGUUAACAACGGGUAGGCCUGUGCUUUGUGCCAUUUUCUUUAAUAAAAAGUAGGCCUUUCAUACCCUCUCAAUAUGAGUCUUGGUUUUAAAUUAACAGCCCUUCACUGACACGGAGGUAUGCUAUUUAAAGAGUGCAUGGUGGUUGGAGGAAUUGACCAACAAAUCUAUGGAUAUAGCAGCCUAUAACCUAAUUUUGUCUGUCAAACAGGUAGACCUACCUCUUAUUUCUUAAAUAGGAAGAAAUAGGCUCUAACGCAAAGCCCUCUUGUUGUUAGUAAAGUCUAAUUAAAAUGAAGACGUCGAAAUGAAUUAUGCCUACUCGAAUUUGCCUUCUUUCAGCACCGUGAGCUGUUCAUUUUCGAUUGAUUGUGCGGCAGCUGCUGCUUCAAGUUUCAGCACCACAAUGUAAGUUACUCAAAUGUGGCUUAUUGUGAGGUCAAUAACUCUGAUAAAUACAUCAUGGGCAAGAAACAUAUUGUUUUUAAUAAAAAUCUAUUAUAUUAGUAGCAAGUGAUCAAAGUUGACCUCCGGUCCUCCUCCUCAUCUUUGUGCUGUCCUUCUCAAGCUGAACAGAACAUAUUCUACUCUGCGUGCAAGACCUAAUCACCUCUCUAUCCCUCUCUCUCAGUCUCUUCUCCGCAGUUCUUUCCUUGUCCACACUGCACCAUCUCCUUCACUGACUGUUACUUCCUGGAGAACCACAUCAAGACCAAACACCAGAAGCAGUACCUGGCCAUGUUGAAAUGCCACGUCUCAAAGAGUAAAACAUUGUAUGCCCCCACACUCAGCUGUCCCCAGUGUAGCUGCAUGUUCCAUACCCCACGACAGCUACACAUCCACACCCGCCAGGCCCACCCCUCCGCCUUUCCCCAGAAACCUACCCGUCCCCCCAGGGUUCCGGGGAAACUCCACCCCUGCCCGCAGUGUGCCCGCAGAUUCCCGUACCUGGGCACUCUGCUGAAGCAUUGCAAGAAUUUGCACAAAAUGGCUGUUUUUCUCACCGAUGGUCACAUCAGUUGCGCUGACUGUGGGAAGAGCUUUGAGAAUUGCUGGGGACUGGGGCCACACCAGUGUCACGAACCAGAGGGCACUAAACCUAAGGACACUAAGACUGUGGUCUGUCUGGAAGUCGGCUUCCAUUGCUCAGAGUGUGGGAAGAUCCUCAGUACUCCUACGAGCCUGGACACUCACAUGCGCAUCCACACUGGAGAGAAGCCGUACGAAUGUAAGGAGUGCGGCAAGCGCUUCUCAGAGAACAGCGGUUACCGUUAUCACUCGUUAAUACACUCGGGGCUCAAGCCGUUCAAAUGCCAGGACUGCGGGAAAGCUUUCAAACGGAAGUCGCUCCUCUGGACUCACCUGUCAGUUCACACUGGUGAGAGGAAGUUCUCCUGCUCCCAAUGCGAUAAGCGGUAUGCAAGCAGGGCCCAUCUGAAGCUUCACCUGCGAACACACUCGGGGGAGAGACCUUUCAAAUGCACUGUGUGUGGUAAAGACUUUGCUGACAAAGCUUAUCUGAAAACACACCUGAAGAUCCACAGCAACGAGAAGAACUACCACUGUGGGAUUUGUGGGCGGGCGUUCUUGAGGCUGGGGUUGUUGAAGUUACACAUGCGCUCACACACCGGGGAGAGGCCCUACCACUGCACAGUGUGCGACAAGAAGUUUUUUCGACUCUCACACCUGAAGAACCAUCAUCUGACUCACACGGGUGAGAAACCAUACACCUGUACCGAGUGCAGUAAAAGCUUCACUCAGUCUGGGGAUCUGUCCAAGCACAAGCUCCUCCACACUGGGGAGAAGCCAUUUGAAUGCCCUGAAUGCCCCAGCCGGUUUAACCGCUCUGGUUCUCUGACCAGUCACAUGAGGACCCACACUCACCGUGAUAUAAAGCCAUACUCCUGCCAAGAAUGUGGGAAAAGCUUUUAUGAACAGAGUCAUGUCAAAGUCCACAUGAAGACCCACACAGGGGAGAGACCGUACCCCUGCCCCCACUGCCUUUUCAACUUCACUCGGAAAGCACACCUCUCCAAACACCUGCCUAGAUGUCGUAAAUGA